AUGAAGUUCCUGGUGCUCGCUGCGCUGGCCGCGGUGGCCGCUGCCGACCAGUCCGGUGCCUCGGUGUACCGGUACGGUACCUCGGCCGGUACCCAGUCCCGGUACACACUGGCAGCUUCCUCAGCUGGGUACGGACUCAAGUCCCGCAGGAGGCCGUUCGAGCCCACACUGAAACCGCUCAACGGAGGCUACUCGCGGCAGAACGGGAGGGCCGGCCAGAACUACGGAGCCUACAACUCCCAGGCUAACGAAGGGUCCAGCUCGCAGACUAACGGAGGCCUCUCCCAGUCCAACGGAGGCUAUUACUCCCAGACAACCGGAGACUCUGGCGCUUCUUCCAUCGGUGGCUACAGCUCCUCCGCCGGCCUCUACAGCUCCCAGUCGAGCGGAGGCGGCGGCCGGCGGCCGGCCGCUCGCUACACUCCCCGGUACGGCGGCACCCUCAGCGCGCGCGGCUCGGCGCUGGCCCGGGCGCGGCCGGAGCCGACGCCGGCGCCGCAGCCGUACUCGUUCAGCUACGACGUGCUGGACGUGUUCGGUAACGACUACGGCGCGGCCGAGGCGUCCAACGGCGAGCAGGUGCAGGGCCAGUACAGCGUGCUGCUGCCCGACGGCCGGCUGCAGACCGUCUCCUACGCCGUGGACGGAGACUCGGGCUUCGUGGCCGACGUGCAGUACGAGGGCGAGGCGCGCUUCCCGGACGCCGCCGGAGGGCAGCAGGGGCGCGGAUCCGUCACCUCCGGCUCCGGACCGGGCGCGUCCUACCGAUACGGACGGAACUAG
Amphibalanus amphitrite is the source of this 783-nucleotide messenger RNA. Its product is annotated as pro-resilin-like. The record is from RefSeq and is a predicted model, not a curated record. NCBI's taxonomy places the organism in Eukaryota, Metazoa, Arthropoda, Thecostraca, Balanomorpha, Balanidae. The transcript has a single exon. The coding region runs from base 1 to 783 and encodes 260 amino acids. Gene Ontology annotation, cellular component: extracellular matrix.